Molecule: messenger RNA, 1572 nt
Organism: Daphnia pulex (common water flea)
Lineage: Eukaryota; Metazoa; Arthropoda; Branchiopoda; Diplostraca; Daphniidae
Exons: 4
Coding region: 705-1262 (185 amino acids)
Source: RefSeq, a predicted model, not a curated record
UCAUUAAAAAAUGAUGGAUUUUGUAGCCAAAUUCAUGUUUGGACAAUGUUUUCUUUACCCCUACGCAUUUUGAAAUGCUAACGGAAAAACUAUAUCGAUCUACAGGUUGGAGUAAUUAAUGUUUUAAAUUCAGUAAUAACUUAAGGUACUUUUGAAAUUUUUAAACUCUAUUUUUAAAAAUUUAUCAAAUUGUCCUUAUCCAAGAAUGUUGACUACCCGACCUAAUGACCUUUUGCGGUUUUUCCUGCUUUCGAUCACACCUUUUAGUAGAUAAAUAUAAAAGCCCGUAUUGUUAACAAAAGCUUUUUAUGCGCGGUAUUCAAGUACACUUGCACUUGGGAAAUAUUUGUAUAGGUCAUUACAGAUAAGUGGUAAGCUAAUGCGCAAUGCCACUACGCCAAUGGUAACAUUCUAGACAAUUCACGUAGGUGCUAAGUAAAAAACAUCAAUGUUUUUACUUGGUGAUUAAUGUUUGAGUAGUCAUCGAUGAGUCGUCUCUCUCUGGAUCCGGUAUUGCCAACCCAACGCGAACUCAAUAACCAAUGGUUGGUUAAUUUUUGCUGAUAAGGCCGCUGCCUGCUACGUAAGCGAUAUUGAUAAGUAGGUAGGCUAAUGUGUGCUCUAGCUCUAGAUAGGAAAAAGUCGUCCAAGGUAAAGUCAGAAAUUCAGUAUACACUGUACUCGGCACAGACUCGGUUCAAACCAUGGUUUCAUACACUCGUCUGAAUCCUAAUAUUUUCCGAGGUCUCUCGGUCACAAAUGUCGUCCUUUGGGUAGUCUGCACUGGCUUGGUGACGGCCAUCACCAUUCGCUACACAAAUCUUUGUGCUGGAAUAACUGAAAAUUCUGUUGGAAAUCUGGAUUAUGUUUAUGCUGGACUAUGGUCUAGCCUGUCUUACGGCAUAGCUGGACUAGUAGGAAUGUGUGCAAGCUACACGCGUAGGCGGAAACAGAUGAUAUCAUUGCUCGUGCUUUGCGGUAUUGGAUGCGCUGGAGCCAUAGCGGCAGCGGGAAUAGCUGGACAUAUCGCCGUCUACAUCACAAACAACAAGGAUGAUGUGAACAACACAAUCUGCCACCCAGAAGUACUUUAUCCUCCCGUAUUUACGCAACAGCAGGCGGAGGAAGACUGUAGGAUUUGGGCUAUCUUGGAGUACACUUUAAUGUCUUACAGCAUCGCAGCCGCAGUGGUCAACGCCGUUCUUCUAGUAUGUAUCGGGGUAGCCAUGACCGGGCCUAAAGUGCACAGCAAUUUGGUGUGAAUUCAUUUCUCCCAGCGUCUCAUAUUUUCCGUUCUGAAUUCUCGUGAUCUUUGGAAUGUUCGACCAUCCCCCAGUGCAUGUUGAUACAUGCGUAGGUCAGAUGUGUGUUUUUCCCCUGUCCUAUCUAUUGUACUCUUAACGACAUGUCAGUGAGUAAGUGACUGUUUGUUAAUGUAUGAUACUAAUGAUAGGCGAUCGUGUGACGUGACAGACUACCUGAGUCACGUCUUAUCAGUAUUUAUAUUGUUCCUAAGUGAAAUUGAUUUUAUUGUUUUGGAAAUGUUUGAUAAUAUAUUUGGAUGGAAUGGAA